AUGCAGCUUUCUGUCCUCUUUAGCGCGCUUUUAUCUUUCGUCAUUCUCGCCGCAGCGUCACCCACGCCAAAGGCCACGAUUGAGAAACUUUCCUCUAAACGAGAGGAACUCGGCUCCAGGUUCAAAGACUACCAGGAGCGCGAUGAACUCGGCUCCAGGUUCAAAGACUACCAGGGGCGCGAUGAACUCGGCUCCAGGUUCAAAGAGUACCAGGAGCGCGAUGAACUCGGCUCCAGGUUCAAGGAUUACCAGGAGGAUGAACUCGGCUCCAGGUUCAAGGAUUACCAGGAGGAUGAACUCGGCUCCAGGUUCAAAGACUACCAGGGGCGCGAUGAACUCGGCUCCAGGUUCAAAGAGUACCAGGAGCGCGAUGAACUCGGCUCCAGGUUCAAGGACUACCAGGGGCGCGAUGAACUCGGCUCCAGGUUCAAGGACUACCAGGAGCGCGAUGAACUCGGCUCCAGGUUCAAAGACUACCAGGGGCGCGACGAACUCGGCUCCAGGUUCAAGGACUACCAGGAGCGCGAUGAACUCGGCUCCAGGUUCAAGGACUACCAGGAGCGCGAUGAACUCGGCUCCAGGUUCAAGGACUACCAGGAGCGCGAGGAACUUGGCUCCAGGUUCAAGGAUUACCAGGGGGGAAUUGACUCCAGGUUCAAGGACUAUCAGGAGCGCGAGGAACUCAACUAG
Molecule: messenger RNA, 690 nt
Organism: Suillus clintonianus
Lineage: Eukaryota; Fungi; Basidiomycota; Agaricomycetes; Boletales; Suillaceae
Exons: 2
Coding region: 1-690 (229 amino acids)
Source: RefSeq, a predicted model, not a curated record